Miscanthus lutarioriparius is the source of this 618-nucleotide messenger RNA. The record is from the annotation of a GenBank genome assembly. Lineage: Eukaryota; Viridiplantae; Streptophyta; Magnoliopsida; Poales; Poaceae.
AUGGUGAUCUUUACUACUGCCAUGUUCGGAACCUUCUACUUGACCAUUACCUUUGAAGAUCAUUCUGUAACUUUAGCAAUUGAUGGAAGGGAAGGGUGGAAUUAUGGGAUUGGGAACGAGCAUGGACGUUUUGAGUAUUAUCAUCAAGCCCAUAAUUGUCCAUACUUAACAAAUGGAACAAACUGGUCCUUGCUUAGAGGCUGCCUCCCUGACCACAAUAGUGAAAAAGGAUUGUGUCCCACCGGUAAUCAUGAUGAUGUCGAGAUGGGAAUCCCUGCAGCCAGAAGAGCAUGCAAAACUCUCUCAACCUACAAGGACGAGCUGCCUGUUCCACCUGAAGUUCGGAAGGCUUGUGCCAUGCUCAUCACCUAUGGCAUUGAAGCUGCGAAAUCUAAUGAACUCCUUGAUUGGACCUGCGAUACUUUAGAAGACGAAGAAGAAGAGUUGACUUUGAAUAUGUGGCAUCCUUCUGCAUCUCCCAGAAUUAAGAGGUGGAGCUCACUGGGGCGGUCCAAAUUGCAUUACUACCUCGUAAGAAAGUUUAGCCGUGAAGAAGAUAUCUUCCCAAUAAUUCUAGCUUUAACAGGAAUCGAAACAACCGAAGGUGUUUUAGAUUGA